ACUAGCGCUCGUUGGACAGCUGUUCAGCCGCAAAAAUUGUUAUUUACAUUUAUCAAUCUCUCCUGAUUUCCCAUAACUGCGAAAUUGAAAACUUGCCAAGAUGGGUGAACGCAAGGGCCAAAACAAGUACUAUCCGCCGGACUAUGACCCAAAGAAGGGCGGCCUUAACAAGUUCCAGGGCACACAUGCGCUGCGGGAACGCGCUCGGAAGAUCCACCUCGGGAUCAUCAUCAUCCGCUUCGAGAUGCCUUACAACAUCUGGUGCGAGGGCUGCAAGAACCACAUCGGCAUGGGAGUGCGAUACAAUGCCGAGAAGACCAAGGUGGGUAUGUACUACACGACCCCGAUCUUCAAGUUCCGGAUGAAGUGCCAUCUGUGCGACAAUCACUUUGAGAUCCAAACGGAUCCCGGCAAUCUGGACUAUGUGAUCUUGUCCGGGGCCCGGCGACAGGAGAACCGCUGGGAUCCGCUGCAGAACGAACAGGUGGUGCCGGAAACCAAGGAAGUUCAGAAGCGCCUAUUCGACGAUGCCAUGUACAAGCUGGAACACCAGGCCAAGGAUGCCAAGGCGGCGGCAGAUGCCAAGCCGGUGCUGCAGAAGCUCGUGGAGCGCAACAUGAGUGUCUGGGACGAUAGUUAUGUGGCUAAUUGCCGUCUCCGUGCCGAAUUCCGCCAGCAGAAACUGGAGAUUAAAGGGCAGCAGGAUCUGGAUCGUCAGCUGCUGGCCAAGAGCAGUCUGGACAUUGCCUUGCUACCCGAGACGAGCGAGGAUCGUGAGAUGGCCGCCCUGAUGAAGCUGCAAACCAAGUCGGCCCUGGAAAGGGAAUCCGAGCAGCGGCUGGAGCUGCUUAUGCGUCCCGCAUUGCCGGGAGCAACCCAGACUACUUUUGGGGGCUUAAAGCGGCAGAAGGCUCUGAAUAAUCACCUCCAGCUGCAGGAUUUGGGCAUUAGGCGAAGGAAAGUAGAGGAAACGGAAGCCAGUACCUCAAGUGGGAAACUCCAGAGUCUGGUGGGGGACUAUUCCUCCUCGGAUAAUGAGUCUAAUAGUUGAAUUUUAAUUCUGAUUUGCUUUGAAGUUUCAAAUAUUUAUAGAUUGUGAAGAUGUGAGGUCGGUAUGGGGGUUGUAUUGAAUUUAAGGAGCGUAGAUCUUGAAACAUUUAAUAAUGUACUUUAAUUUAAGAUUGGAUUUCUGCCUAACAAAUUAAAAUAGUUAUUUACGAAUGAAAA
Drosophila serrata is the source of this 1227-nucleotide messenger RNA. Its product is annotated as coiled-coil domain-containing protein 130 homolog. Gene Ontology annotation, biological process: mRNA splicing, via spliceosome. The record is from RefSeq and is a predicted model, not a curated record. Gene Ontology annotation, cellular component: U2-type spliceosomal complex; post-mRNA release spliceosomal complex. NCBI's taxonomy places the organism in Eukaryota, Metazoa, Arthropoda, Insecta, Diptera, Drosophilidae.